UGUUUGCUGAGAAGAAUCGAAUUAAAUUCUCAAUCUGUGUGCAGCACCUCGGCCAGCGCUCUCUUUCAAUAGAGCGUAGGACCUCCUGCGGUCAGGUCAUCCAGAUAAAGGUUGAAGCAGGACAGCAGAGGGACGGAGGCCGAGAUAUAUCAUUAAGUUAGAAGCUGUCCAUGCUGAGCCGUUUAUCUUUGCUGCAUCGGGAUCUGUGAGGCUGGGAGAAAAGACACCCGUGCACCCGCGAGCGCCACCCGACCCACCAUGAUGGCAUCCAGCGACGUGGAUGGCAGAACAGAGGGUUCUCUCUUUUCUGAUCAAAACCCAUCAGAAACGGACUCUCUAUGUCCGUCUCCUGGGCCAUCCAGACCCCAGCGGAACUAUGAGCGGAUCGGGGGAAGAACAGGAACCUCUUUCUGUCAGACUCUGAUCCAUCUUCUGAAGGGGAACAUCGGUACUGGUCUGCUGGGGCUGCCUCUGGCUGUGAAAAACGCCGGACUGGUGCUUGGACCAGUCAGUCUCCUGGUUAUGGGAAUCAUCGCAGUCCAUUGCAUGAAGCUCCUGGUGAAAUGUUCCCACCACCUCAGUGCAAAGAUGAACCAGCCAUCUAUGACCUACGGAGAGGUGAUGCAGUAUGGGAUGGAAAAUGUGUCAUGGCUGAGGAGCCGUUCACGAUGGGGAAGUCGGACGGUGAACUUGUUCCUCAUCAUCACUCAGAUUGGCUUCUGCUGCGUCUACUUCGUUUUCCUUAGUGACAACAUCAAGCAGGUUGUGGAAGCUGCCAAUGCCACCACCUCCAGCUGCCAGGUGAACCACACCAACCAGACGGAUGUCCUGGUUCCCAGUUUCGACUCCCGGAUCUACAUGCUCUUCUUCCUGCCCUUCUUCAUCGUCCUGGUUUUCACCCCCAACCUGAAGUUCUUGGCUCCCUUAUCUCUCCUUGCAAACCUGGUCAUGACCCUGAGUCUGAUUCUGAUCUACGUCUACUCCUUCAUGAACAUCACGUUUCCUAUUGAUCUACCAAAGGUCGGCAGAGCCAAGGACUACCCUCUGUUUUUUGGGACGGCCAUCUUUGCCUUUGAGGGGAUCGGCGUGGUCCUCCCUCUGGAAAAUAAAAUGCAGCAGCCGCAGAAAUUCACCCAGGUUUUGUAUCUGGGUAUGGGCAUCGUCACAUUCCUCUACAUCAGCCUCGGCACCAUAGGGUACAUGUGCUUUGGAGAGCACAUCGGCGGCAGCAUCACUUUAAACCUGCCAAACUGCUGGACGUACCAGGCAGUAAAACUCCUGUAUUGUUUCGGCAUAUUCAUCACUUUCGCCCUGCAGUUCUACGUUCCUGCAGAAAUCCUCAUCCCGCAGGUUUUGGCCCACGUGUCGGAGAGAUGGGUGAAGCCGGUCGACCUUCUGCUUCGCACCUUUCUGGUCAUCAUCACAUGUGUUCUCGCCAUCCUGAUACCGGAGUUGGACCUCGUCAUCUCAUUGGUCGGUUCGGUCAGCAGCAGUUUCCUGGCUCUCAUCUUCCCACCCAUCCUGGAGAUCUUUGCCUUUCACACUGAGGGUCUGUCACCACUGGCGAUCAUCAGGAACCUGAUCAUUAGUGUGGUGGGGCUGAUUGGCUUCAUCUUAGGAACUUAUAUCGCCAUCGUAGAAAUCGUAGCACGAAAUAAUGUCAAACACGAAGGGACACUCUACACCUACAUGGUGCAGUAGAACAGACUGUUGGGCCUUUCAGGCCAUCUUAAACCGUUCUAAGGAACAAGAUUUGUUUUAGGUUUUUAUUUGCUGCUGUUGUACAAGUAUUUUAAUGCAAUUAUGUCACAAAUGUACUAGUGUCACGUUAGAUUAAUUACAGCCAUUAGUUCAGCCCAAAAGUCACUAUAGAUACUGUAAAGUAGAAGAUGACUUCAUCAGAUUAUUAAGAGUAUUAGAGGUAAUUUAUCAUAGUCAUGUAAAUUCUCCAGUCAACACAUCAAACUACCUCAAUAGUUGUUUUUGGUUUUAACUCCCAGAUUCAGAGCUGAUUCUUAUUUGUUUUUCACCUCAACCCAAACAUCUUCAAGUUUGCAGCUUUGAGUGGUUUCUACUCACCAUCUGACAUCUUGACAGGAAGAAAACCUUGAUAAAUGCACUUUGAUUUAUGCCUUAUUGAAUAAAACAGCACUACUUUGGCAGUUUUCAGUGACACAUUGAAUAGUUUAAAAAUAAUGUUUUGAGAACAAAUUAAGGGUUAUAAACCAAACCUCGCAUUAUUUGUGCAAUAAUUGUGCUUUUUAUCUUCACUUAUCAAAUCCAUCAAUAUAUCUCUGGUCGGAUGUUUUAAAGAUAAAUAUAUUAUGCCAAAUUGUGAUUAGGGGGAUAUUUGGAGGAUAUUUUGCACUUUGUAUAUAUCGAUGCAAAAUAUGCAUAAAAUUAAGUGACUUGAUGCUUGCUAAGAUAAAAAGACAUAAUAUUUCCUCCAAUGCAAUAUCACUAUGUUGAAAUAUUGGUGAAAGGAAAGAGAAUUUCUUAGCGUCGCUAUAGUAUAAAUUUUAUUUAGGUCACAGAUUGAACAGGUGUUUUGGUUCCUUCUACAGUUAGUUUUUUUCUAUUUGGGGAUUUUUACCAUUAAAUGUUAAGCAAAACCAUCACAUCUUAUUCUAGUUUUAAACUGGACUAUUCAGAAGGUUUUUGGUUCAAGCCACUUUCAUAGCUGUACUAUGAUUUUCAAAUGUGUAGUUUAUGCAUCUCAAAGUGGUUUGUAGUUAUUAUUUUUCACCCAAAGUUAUUUAUCUGGGUUCACACUGUGUGAUGGGCAUUUUCCGCCAAAAUCUAAAAAUAAGAAAAUCUCUAGUUAUCAUUUAAUGUAAACCAUAAAGCAAGCAGUGAUACUUUCUGGGAUAAUCAUGCAGCGUGACUCCUGCUGCGACAGACUUCUGAUUCUUGUUACCCUGAUAUGAACUUGCCCGCCUCCUUUUUCUCCUCAUUUUCUUAUUUUCACCAUCUGACUCCAUUAAAAUACACAUUAACUGCUUUUUGUUUAUUGAUGGACUUAUAGAUCCGUCUUGUGCAAUUUUGUUGCAGUAACUAUGCUGCCUCCAUCCCCCUUCAAAGUUUCUCCAGAAAGUUCUAGUUUUUUUUUUUCACCUUUAUGGUGAAAGUAAGCCUUUUCGGUCCAUUUCUGUGCAAAUGUGAUGAUUUUCUGCACCGCAAAUCUAAUACAAGCUUGAACCUUUGCAGGCUGCGCACCGUUUGCCCCAGUCACAUCAGCCUCACUAACUCUAACUUUUAAAUAUUACAGGAGAUUCAUGAGGGGACAAAAACUUGCUUUGAUGAAAAUGGAUGAGAAGGCAGUAAAAUAAUUUUAAUCCAAAUCUUGUUUAAAAUCAACCAAAUGUUCAAAAUUUUCCUGACCAGAGAUGACAAACAUUUACAAUCUACAGGUUGUAAAAGUGUUUUUUCUAAAAUCUUGACAAAGAAGGAUUUGAUCAGAAGACGGAUGAAAAAGCUCAAUGAUCUAAAACUGUAGAAUAAAUCUAGAUAAGAAUCCAAACUGUUUCAGACUUGGGAGACGUGAUACUAAAUUAUGUAGGAGCUCUUCGGUGUCUUGAAAAGUUUUUUGUUCUUUAUUUUUUUAUUAUUUUGCUUUGUUUUUACUAAGUCUUUUUUUAUUUAAUUUUAUUUUUUAUUACUUGUACCUAACUUUUACAGGUUGAUUUAACUUCAGACUGUAUAUCAAAUAAUAAAAGAUAAUUUAUCUGCAUUGUCUAGCUGAUAAAAUGCAACAUGUACUGUAAAUUCACUGAACAGCUUCUGUACUGUUGUGUGUCUUCAGUGUUUAUUUGGCGGUAUCAACCAGCGACAUUUUUCAGCUUUUAAUAGAAAUCAAUUAAAAAAAAUCAUAUCCACAAGC
Molecule: messenger RNA, 3880 nt
Organism: Gambusia affinis (western mosquitofish)
Lineage: Eukaryota; Metazoa; Chordata; Actinopteri; Cyprinodontiformes; Poeciliidae
Gene: slc36a1
Product: solute carrier family 36 member 1
Exons: 12
Coding region: 259-1701 (480 amino acids)
Biological process (GO): L-alanine transport; glycine transport; proton transmembrane transport
Cellular component (GO): vacuolar membrane
Molecular function (GO): L-alanine transmembrane transporter activity; L-proline transmembrane transporter activity; amino acid:proton symporter activity
Source: RefSeq, a predicted model, not a curated record